AUCGCCUCUAUAUUGUGUGUACUAUAGUAAUUCAAAUCCAUUCCCUGGUGAAGCCCGUGCUUUCCGAACCUCGGGCGCUAAGUUCCUCGCGAUUCUUCCCUUUCCCCAUUUUCUCCGUUUCCCCGUCUACAGUCUUUCCCUUCUUCAACCCUCUCCCCUCUUACAAUCCAAAAUGGCUCCCAUUACUGAAGAUGCCGUCUCCGGUCUGAAGAACACCAUCCACCAGCUGGAGGCAAAGGUGUCUGAGCUUGAGAGCCGUCUCGCCAAUGGCGGCAAGCCCAAGUCCGCUGCCGAGCAGAUGCGCAUCAUCCUGAUGGGCCCUCCUGGUGCAGGCAAGGGUACUCAAGCCCCGAACCUUAAGGAAAAGUACUGCGCGUGCCACCUGGCCACCGGAGACAUGCUGCGGUCCCAGGUCGCAAAGAAGACCGACCUUGGAAAGGAAGCCAAGAAGAUCAUGGACCAGGGUGGUCUCGUUAGCGACGAGAUCAUGGUCAACAUGAUCAAGAGUGAGCUGGACAACAACCCAGAGUGCAAGAACGGUUUCAUUUUGGAUGGUUUCCCCCGGACGGUUGCGCAGGCCGAGCGUCUCGAUGACAUGCUCAUUGCCCGUGAGCAGAAGCUCCAGCACGCCGUUGAGCUGCAGAUUGACGACUCCCUGCUGGUGGCUCGUAUCACCGGCCGCCUGGUCCACCCUGCCUCUGGCCGCUCGUACCACAAGAUCUUCAACCCGCCCAAGGCUGACAUGAAGGACGACAUCUCUGGCGAGCCGCUGAUCCAGCGUUCCGAUGACAAUGCCGACACCCUCACGAAGCGUCUGGCUACUUACCACGCCCAGACCACCCCCGUUGUCGACUACUACAAGAAGACCGGUAUCUGGCGCGGCAUUGAUGCCAGCCAGGAGCCUGGUCAGGUCUGGAAGAGCAUUCUUGGAGUCUUCCACCAGUAAGCGAUUCUGUUGGAUUGAUUGCAUUUUAAAAAGGG
Penicillium hordei is the source of this 981-nucleotide messenger RNA. It is a transcript of the gene adk1, whose product is annotated as adenylate kinase ADK1. Gene Ontology annotation, molecular function: AMP kinase activity; ATP binding. Gene Ontology annotation, cellular component: mitochondrion; cytoplasm. Bases 173 to 946 code for a protein of 257 amino acids. The record is from RefSeq and is a predicted model, not a curated record. The transcript is spliced from 4 exons. Gene Ontology annotation, biological process: ADP biosynthetic process. Lineage: Eukaryota; Fungi; Ascomycota; Eurotiomycetes; Eurotiales; Aspergillaceae.